Arachis ipaensis is the source of this 1150-nucleotide messenger RNA. The record is from RefSeq and is a predicted model, not a curated record. NCBI's taxonomy places the organism in Eukaryota, Viridiplantae, Streptophyta, Magnoliopsida, Fabales, Fabaceae.
UCUUGUAUAAAUUAGGCACCACCCCCUUAUGAAUUUUUCAUUCAUUGCAACACAAGAAACUCUUCCUAAACCCUAUACACUCACUUCAAUAGUUUGAAAUAAUAAAACACUAAAAAGAUGAGCUAUGCACAACACUCUCCUCCUCUGGGGUCUGGUAGUAAAACACCUACUAGCAGAAGAACUUUUGAGUUUGGAAAGACACAUGUAGUGAGGCCAAAAGGGAAACACCAAGCUACUAUAGUUUGGCUCCAUGGUCUUGGUGACAAUGGGUUGAGCUCAUCUCAGCUCCUGGAAUCCCUCCGUCUUCCAAAUAUAAAAUGGAUUUGCCCAACUGCUCCAAUCCGUCCAGUAAAGACACUUGGCGGUUUUACUUGCACUUCAUGUAUGUUAUUAUAUCUCUAUUUUUCUUUUUUAGAGAUACCAUUGGCAACAAAAAAAAAUAUAUAUAUAUACAUUAUUUUGAAUGAUGUUAUAUAUUGUAUGGCAGUGAAAGUUGGAAUAGGAGGGUUCAGCAUGGGAGGAGCAGUAGCAGCAUAUUCAGCAACAUGCUAUGCAAUGGGAAGCUUCUCAAAUGGAAUGCCUUACCCUCUCUCCAACCUCACUUCUGUUCUUGCUCUUAGUUCAUGGCUUCCUGGGGGACCCACUUGUAGGACCCUUUUAAGGAACAACAACAACGUUAACACCAUACAUGCUAAGACUCGAGCUGCUUCAUUACCUAUUUUCCUUGCACAUGGAAUUGCUGACGAUGUUGUGCUCUAUAAAUACGGACACCAAUCUGCUCACUCCUUAUAUUCUGCUGGUUUUCGAUGCAUCACUUUUAAAUCUUAUGAUGGGAUUGGUCAUUACACAAUUCCUACAGAGAUGGAUGAUGUCGCCAAUUGGCUCAAAUCAAACCUUGGCCUUGAGGGAUAAAUUAAAUAAAAUUGCAAGAAAUUAAAUACUGAUGUUGGUUGUUGCGUUGAAACAAUGAGGGAACUAGACACUUGUCUGAUUUUCGCCUAUGUUAUUAACAAUACUAAUUAUUAAUUAACGGUUGGUGAUAGUUGCACUCUAUUAUGUAUUGUACUAUUUAACAUUACAAGGGAAACUAGCUUUAAUUUGCAAACAAGUAUGUAUAUGUAAUAUAUAUAAUCCUCUUCUUUUUUUUCCC